CCGAGCACGACCAUCGUAUCUACUGAUAAUUCGUGCUAUUUAACAGUAAUUUAAUUUUACGUAGCAAAAUGGAGACCGAUAUUCUUGAUUCUCUGGAAGAUUUGGGGUACCAAGGUCCGUUGUUGGAGGAUGGAGCUCUGGAGUUAGCCGUCAGUGGUGGUGCAUCUUCACCUGAAUUUACCAAACUGUGUGCCUGGCUUGUCUCUGAACUGAAACUCUACUGCAAACUAGAGGAGAAUGUCCAUGCCACAAACAGUCCCAGUGAGGCAGAGAGUUUUCAGCUGGAGAUGAGUGGUCUGUUAGCAGAGUUGUCCUGCCCUUAUCCAGCUCUCACCACAGGAGACAUCACAAAACGCCUCCUUAACGCCAAUGACUGCAUGCUUCUGCUAACUUUCCUUAUCUCCGAGUUGGAGGCAUCCAGGAUGUUGCAGGUGAACCGGCCCCAGAAGAAGACUCAGGAGAGUGGAGGUAGUGAAGUGUUUAUGGAGCUAAAGGGGAUCUGUGUAGCUCUUGGCAUGUCUAAACCCCCUGCCAACAUCACCAUGUUCCAGUUCUUCAGUGGAAUCGAGAAGAAGCUAAAGGAAGCUUUAUCUAAAGUGCCACCGUCUCAUGUCGGAGAACCUAUUCUGAAGAAGCCUCUUGGUCCGGUUCAUUGGGAGAAAAUCGAAGCGAUCAACCAAACACUUGUGAAUGAGUAUGAGGUCAGGAGGAAGAUGUUAUUGAAACGUCUGGAUGUCACUGUGCAAUCCUUUGGUUGGUCAGACAGAGCCAAGAGUAAUGCUGAGAAGCUGGCUAAAGUUUACCAGCCCUUGCGGUCAGCAUUAGCUGGGAAGACAGCGGUGUCAGUAGCUCAUCUGUUUGCUGCCCGAGAAGACCUAUCCAAGAUCCUGCGUACCAGCAGCGGCCGCAUUCGUGAAAAGAGCGCCUGUGCUAUCAACAAAGUUCUGAUGGGCCGGGUCCCAGACAGAGGGGGUCGACCCAACGAGAUCGAGCCCCCGCCCCCAGAGAUGCCGACCUGGCAAAAACGACAGGAUGGCCCACAAGGUGGUGGCGGCCAACAGUACGGAGGCGGUGGUGGCGGCGGCAGAGGAGGCGGUCAGGGAGGCUACGACCAACGCUCACAGGGGGGCAGGGGAGGUUACGACAGAGGGGGCGGAUCUUAUGAUAGAGGAGGUAGAGGUGGAGGAGGUGGACGUGGUGGUAAGGUCCAGGGCGGUUGGUCAGACGGCACAGGCGGUGGGGGUGGGUACCAAGGAUAUUACCAGGAUGGAGCUGGACAUCAGGGUGGUGGGGGUAGGGGAGGUUAUGGAGGAGGAGGUUACCAGGGAGUACCACAGGGUCCUGGCUACCCAGGAGGAGGCUACCAGUCUGGGGGAGGAUACCAAGGAGGAGGCAGUUACCAACAUGAUGGCGGUCACUACCAAGAUGGAGGCCAUCAUCAGGAAAGAGGGGGUAGGGGGGGUCGUGGAGGCCGUGGAGGGAGAGGUAGAGGAGGGAGAGGAGGUCCUGGAGGUCAAGGUGGAGGCUGGGGUGGGAGAGGGGGACAGAAUUUUAACCAGGGUGGGCAGUUUGAACAGUUCUUCCAGCAAGGAGGACACCAGUAUAGUCAAGCAGGGUUUGGCCAAGGCAGACACUACACUAGCUGAAAGGCUGACUAUCUUAACCAUGGCUGGAGGCUUCUGGCAAGAUCUUGAGGGGUGUGGAGGGAGAAAGACUAAUGUCUUAAAUUUUCACAGUGUGAAGGUAAAAGAUCGAAUUGCCGUCGUUCACAUUAUUAGUCCUUUAAACAGGAGCAAUGCUGUUGGGGAAACUUUUGAAGCAAAUGUAGGACACAUUCCUUUGCAUGGUUUGAGUUGCCAAUGAAGAAAAUUGUGUUCUUCUGAAAGACGUCCUCUUAGCAAUAGCUCAUUUCUGAAGUAUUGUCAAGAUGCCAUUAACCCCACCUUCUCCUCCUCCUCCCCCGAUGUGAAUUUCUGUGUCUGUGCAGAAGUCUAUUCUGCAUUAUAACAUGACAACUGGUCUUGCUCCAUCUUUUGCCUGCGUUGUGGUGUGUCAUAAUCUCAAAUCUCACUAAGCCUUAAAUCAAUUCAAAGGAGAGACGGAAUCAGGCGGUUCAUAGUUGCCACCCGUCAGUUCUGUUCAUAACAGUGUUAACCCACUAUGCAUCCAGUUUUGAAGACUUGUUACCAUGUUAAGUUCCUCAUCUGUUGUUUCUUUGAAACCAAAUAGUACUUGAAAUGAGGUUAGUCCCCCUCCCAGGAAUGUGUUGCUUUAAAUGUUGGUUUACAUCAGAAGAAAAGAGGACUUUUAGAAUAUGGGGAUUGAGAAUCCUAAUAAUCAGAUGUAUGAUUGUUACUUUACUUUUUGUGUGGAAAGCUUUUGUUUCUGGACUUUGAUGUUGAAAGAGUGAACCAGAUGCUGCUUCAUGGGAAAAUAAGUGCACGCAAUGUAGAAAAGACUGAUUUAAAGAGUGAAUGAAA
This is a messenger RNA of Chanos chanos (milkfish), 2480 nucleotides long. RefSeq names its product family with sequence similarity 98 member A (gene tslig3a). NCBI's taxonomy places the organism in Eukaryota, Metazoa, Chordata, Actinopteri, Gonorynchiformes, Chanidae. The transcript has 8 exons. The record is from RefSeq and is a predicted model, not a curated record. Gene Ontology annotation, cellular component: tRNA-splicing ligase complex. Bases 69 to 1646 code for a protein of 525 amino acids.